This is a messenger RNA of Caenorhabditis elegans, 1781 nucleotides long. RefSeq names its product X-BoX promoter element regulated (gene xbx-5). The transcript is spliced from 5 exons. The record is from RefSeq and is marked reviewed. Lineage: Eukaryota; Metazoa; Nematoda; Chromadorea; Rhabditida; Rhabditidae. The coding region runs from base 111 to 1106 and encodes 331 amino acids.
AACGUCGGAGCCAACGGAGCCGCCAACCGACCAGUUCUUUUCUUCUCAUUCUACACUCGAAAAAGUAUCCGAUUGAGUGGAGAGGAGAAGGUCUCUCGAUCCCGAUCGAGAUGUACUUCUACUCGAUAAUCAAUAUAUUUGCUGAUAUAGCAAUUUUUUGGUUGCAUGCAUCGGUGGCUCGGAAUGAAGAUAAGGAUCAUCCACUGGCACAGUAUGUCACCUAUUCCGCUGCACCAUACUUCUUCAAUCUCUUCCCGACUAUCAUGAACUCGGCUUUGUUCGGAUUAGAUAUCUCGCACCUGACAGAUAUUACUCAAGCACUGAAGACUUUUGACUACAUCAUUCUCCGUGACUCUACAUUCAAAUCAAUCAUGCUCUGCACCUUCAUCUUUAUGAUCGUUUGGUCUGGUGUCCUCAUUGCUGGUGGUUUGAUCUGCUGUGUCUCAAGAGACCGCCGUAUGAGCCGUUGCGAGUUGACAAUGCGAACUGGUAUCCCAAGUGCUGUUGGAAUGAUUUUCAGCAUGGCAUUCUACAACGGAGCAUUUGAUGUGCAUGAGAAAAUGAGAUUUGUUCCGAACUAUCCGUUUUUGAUGCUAAACUUGGGACAUCUCAUGUUCAUCUUUGCACUUGCUUGGGGAACUAUGAAAAUUAAAAAUCUCACGGAACCAACUGAUAAUCAAGCUGAAGCCAUUCGUCAGUUCCAAUCUCUUCAAAUCUUCGGUCUCAUCACUUCGGUCCCAAUGCUCUACAUGCAAUUCCAAAUGUUCUCAACUCAUUCUUCCCGCUUCCUGUUCUCCGACUACGAUUGCUUCGUCCGUCUCGUCUUCCUCGCCGCAGUUCUCCUUCUCGAACCAUUCAACAGUCGCUUCCGCUUCCGUGAACGUUUCUACCGUACCGCUCACGAAUCUCCAAUUGCCCCGGCUCCAGAUGCCGUGCAAGUUGUGAAGCCGCUCCCAAGAAAGAUGAACAUCGACGAAAUGACUCCAAACUACGGAAAUGCUCCACCAGCCUACGACGACGCCCAAUCUCUUCCCACUUCAUGGACCAUAACUCCCCCAUCGAAAGAAUACACUGGAGCCCAGAUGACUCCAGUCGAAGCCAAAUAAUUCUUAAUUUGAUUGGUUCUUGUUAAAGGUGGCCUAUAACUUGUUUGAUAACUAUUACAUAGACGUCUAGGUCUCAAUGUAACUUGUGUCGUUUUAUGGGUCCAUAUUGCAACUUUUUUCAACUUAAAAAUUUAUGACAGCAACUUUUUAUUGAACUUGAAAAUUACAAUGAACUAGGCCCCCAUAAACCCACACAAGUACAGUAACUCGCGAGACCCAUGCGCCUAAGAAAAGGCGAACAUUUUCGAAACAAUAUUUUGAGGCAGUAGGCACCGCCAGGUAUCGAAAUUACUUUGACAUAUUUUCUCUGUUCUUACCGAUAAAACUAUUUGAAAUUACAAAACCCACUCAAGUGAUAGGCCACUUUCAAAUUGUUUACUGUAACAAACAAUUAGCAAGAACAUUCCUUAAUUGUUUGUCAAUUUGAAGUUAUGACUCAGUUUCUAUGAUUCCCAUUGGGAAUUUAGUUAUCUUUUGAUCUUUAUUGAAAUUAAGUCACAACUCAUCAUUCUACGAACGUUUCAUUGUCUCAAGCUUUAUAAAUACCCAACUCUAAUUUCCUUGCUCUUUCCAACUUUUUCUGUCCUUAUAUUUUUCCACCUUUACAUUCACAUUUGCUUCAUGCUUCAUGCUUCUUCUUCUUCUUCUUCCUGUGCAAUAAAAUGUGAACCUGUU